Aspergillus saccharolyticus JOP 1030-1 is the source of this 983-nucleotide messenger RNA. RefSeq lists its product as uncharacterized. The transcript has 2 exons. NCBI's taxonomy places the organism in Eukaryota, Fungi, Ascomycota, Eurotiomycetes, Eurotiales, Aspergillaceae. The coding region runs from base 310 to 825 and encodes 171 amino acids. The record is from RefSeq and is a predicted model, not a curated record.
UCCUAUCUGCCUACCCAGCUGUUCUUGUUUUCCCUCCACCACCAUUCCAGUUGUCCAGUGCUGGGUGGUUCGCAUCGGUGGCCUCACUCAACCCAGAGAUUUCUGGAGAGGGUGAAUAAAUCGAGUUUUGUCCGAGAAUACAAGCUACCGACUGCUGCUGCUGCUGCUGCCGCUGUUGCUUCCGUGCUGAAACUCAGCUUCCACCGCCAUUUCGCUGAAACCCCCCUCCCCCAAUCCGCGCCCGAACGCAACCCAACACACCUUCUUCCUCAUCGCUGUUCGUUUCGAUCUCUGCUCUGCUCACUGAUCAUGAUGAUGGAUUUCCAAAAACAUCCCCCGCCGCCACCAUACCACCCCCACCCGUCGCUGCUCGGAGCGGUGGCCCACGACCCUCGAGCGGCGCCUCCAGCGCCGCCCUCCGCGCGCGCCUACGGCCCUCCUCGACCACCAUCACCGCGACCAUACUACGAUAUGCUUCACCGACGAGAGUCCGAGAUGCCUCGAUCGGCCCCCGCGAACUCCGGGUACAAGUAUCCGACCCCGUCGUCCGCUCCCACCCCGGUUUCCUCUGUCGCGUACGCCCAUGAACCCGCCUAUGCGUCAUUACGGGCAGAAACCACCGGGUAUCACCUCGCACCAACGGGCCAUGGUUCCUCGAAGAAGCAGAAUCCUCCGACUGGACCGCGAGACUCUGACAAUCGGCAUGACCCUCCCUAUGAUCAUAAUUACCUCAAUCACCCGGACCGACGGAUGAUGUAUCGUGAAGACAGCAUCUCGGAAGGCCAGAUCAUGGAUGGGAAGGCAAUAGAUGCCAGCCAGCCAUGACCGAUGCUAAGCAUGAACAUGCUGUGUGAGCACAAUCCCUGGUAGCAGCUUGGAAAAAUCCUUCCACCUCUCCUGGUGACACAUUUCCUGCCCCCCUCCUGCACAGUUUGGUCUGGUUUGUUUAUUCUACGGACACUGCAAACUUAACACUACUCCUA